This is a messenger RNA of Neurospora crassa OR74A, 1181 nucleotides long. RefSeq lists its product as hypothetical. The record is from RefSeq and is a predicted model, not a curated record. The transcript has a single exon. NCBI's taxonomy places the organism in Eukaryota, Fungi, Ascomycota, Sordariomycetes, Sordariales, Sordariaceae. The coding region runs from base 114 to 1133 and encodes 339 amino acids.
CAUCCUCAGCAACUCAAAGCCUCCUUCAACCGGCGAAUGAUUUCGCAAGCCCUCAAUAAACAAAGCGGCACUUCCAGUAUCACGGCGUCAACGUAGCCUCGACUUUCUCGAAGAUGCCUGACACGUCGCCUCACAAGUUCGGUCUUGGGGAGAGGUUGAUGGACAUCCCGCCUGUCUUCUACCUUCUCUUCAAAAUUAACGAAGGAUUUCUAUUUCCUCCCCAACCGUUCACCCCUCGCCUGGCAAGCAACUCCGACCGCCUUAGACCGGCAUUUAUCGAUACUUGCAGUCCCACUGAACCUCAAGAAAUAUCCAUCUCCAACGACCACCGACGUACCAUCGACGGCUGGCAUGCAGUAAUAGGGUGCAUUCUUAUCAUCUUACUCUGCUCUGCCCUCCGCUUCUCCGAAGACAAAUGGAACAUGAGUUCCCGGAAAGGGCGUUGGUCAUACCGUCUGGACUGGAUGAAAGAAGUGAACUACCCGCCUGAGACUCGCACUUUAGCCCCGAUCAUGGUUCCUUCACACCAAGAUUACCGCCUCACCCAACGCCGCGAGGCGAUAAGAGUACUCUUCAUGGUUAUGGUCACAACAUGUGUGUGCCCGAUCACAGAAUAUUUUUUGUGCACUAGGGCAGGAAUUUCGGAACGAUUGCAUAACACUAUGCAAGGAAACACAGCUGGAGAAGCAUACGCUAUGUUGGUGAAUGGGCUUCUUUUGGUUUAUCUGAUCUUCAGAUAUGGUAUUCUUCCUUGGUUCGUGACUGCGGUGGCUAGUACGAGUAUAGUCUUGACAAUGCUCCCUCUGCCCGGCGACGCGGAGAAUGCAAUGAGUGUCUGGGACAGAUGGAUUGAGAGGUGGAUAAAUGCACACCAGUUGGAGAAUGCAGUGGCAGAGGCCCGAUACAUGGCCGCGAUGAAAGAUCUCGACCCAGGACCGCAGAACAUGCCAACAGACUUCGGUCUCUUGGACUCCCAUGUGCCUGAGUUGACGGUUGACGUAUCCUGGCGUGACAAGUAUAAAGGGUUCUCCUCAACCGAGUACUUUGCGGGCUUGAAUGGAGAGAAAAGUGGCCCGUCGAUUGUCACAGGUAGAGGUAGGUGGGAAGUGACUAUGGUGACUUUGUAUGGAUAAUAGAUGUAGGAUUCUAGCCAAUCAUAGCACGUAUUUUAUGCGAAGCCC